UUUUUUUAUUACACUUUUUUUAAGUACUUGAAAAAUUCAGACAAAAGCAGAAGAAGCAAAGUUCUUCUGUCUGUGUCUGAUUCUACGUCUGUCUCCGCCACCAUGACAAGCUCUUCAUCUCCUUCACGCAAGGCGUUAAGCAAGAUCGCGUGUAAUAGGCUACAGAAAGAGUUAUCAGAGUGGCAAGUCAAUCCUCCCACUGGGUUUAAGCACAAAGUUACCGAUAAUCUCCAAAAAUGGAUAAUAGAGGUAACAGGAGCACCAGGUACGCUCUAUGCGAAUGAAACUUACAAGCUUCAGGUUGAUUUCCCUGAACAUUACCCCAUGGAAUCUCCUCAGGUAGUUUUUGUUUCACCAGCGCCGCUACAUCCGCAUAUUUACAGCAAUGGACAUAUUUGUUUAGAUAUUCUGUAUGACUCGUGGUCUCCAGCCAUGACGGUUAGUUCAGUCUGCAUCAGCAUUCUCUCCAUGCUAUCGAGUUCACCGGAAAAGGUUUCUACAUUUUUAUUAACUCCCACUUAUUAUUAUCACAAAGCCACACAAAAUCUUACUAUGUCUUUAUCUCUGUCUCAGCAACGUCCCGCUGAUAACGACCGAUAUGUAAAGAACUGCAAGAACGGGAGGUCUCCUAAAGAGACAAGAUGGUGGUUUCAUGACGACAAGGCAUGAUGAUGAUGAUGAUGAUGAUGAUGAUGAUCUCU
Molecule: messenger RNA, 701 nt
Organism: Brassica oleracea var. oleracea
Lineage: Eukaryota; Viridiplantae; Streptophyta; Magnoliopsida; Brassicales; Brassicaceae
Product: probable ubiquitin-conjugating enzyme E2 18
Exons: 5
Coding region: 103-669 (188 amino acids)
Source: RefSeq, a predicted model, not a curated record